AUGGGCGAUCAAACUUCAAAUAUUACCACAUCAAUUUCUCCGAUUGAAUUGCCUCUAAAACGAUUUCAAAUAAUCAAAAAAUUACUCAAAGAGUAUUUAUUCAGCGACGUCACUAAAAAUCUUGAAGAGAUUUCUAAUCUUUUAGAUGAAGUUCGAGAGACUAAAAUUUGGCAACAUGCAGGGUACGAAAGUUUUUACAACUUUUGCCAAGAUGUUAUUGGCCAAGAUAUUGAAACCAUUACAAACACUUACAAAUCUGUUAAAAAGAGUGUUUACGCAGAUCAAAACGCGAAAUAUGAAAUCAGAAUAUUAAAACUUACACGUAAAAUGAGAGAAUUAGAGUUUAAUGAAGAAUUAAUUGAUAAAAUUACCCAAUAUCCAAGGGAUGCAUUACAUUUAAUCAUUAGAUUUUUAAAUAGAUUCUCGAAACAUGAAAAGCUUUCGAUAUUGGUUGAUAAUUUAGAUUAUCAAGUGAAUUUGUGGAGAAGUCUUAGAUCUAAAAGAAAAUCAAGAACAAAUACACCUAUCAAUAAGGACGAUGUAAAAGCAGCAAUUGAUAUGGUUGAACGCAUGGAAAAGGAUGAUGAUUUUAUAACCAAUGACUUAGUAGAAUUGGAAAGUCCCGGAGAAUCAAGCGAGGGAGAUGAAUGUAGCUGGUGCGAUUUGAUAGGUGGAAGUGUUUUAAAAUGUAGACAAUGCGCAAUUGGAAAGUGCGUUGAAUGUACGAUGGAAGAGAUCAGCGGGGAUCUUAACAAUUUGGCUAUCGUAGAUAAGUAUUAUUGGGGCAUGCUCAAACGACAUGCAAAAGAGUUUGCAGAAAAAAACCUUAAAAAGUGA
Molecule: messenger RNA, 837 nt
Organism: Racocetra persica
Lineage: Eukaryota; Fungi; Glomeromycota; Glomeromycetes; Diversisporales; Gigasporaceae
Source: the annotation of a GenBank genome assembly